Haliotis rufescens (red abalone) is the source of this 3861-nucleotide messenger RNA. RefSeq lists its product as uncharacterized. Gene Ontology annotation, molecular function: signaling receptor activity. NCBI's taxonomy places the organism in Eukaryota, Metazoa, Mollusca, Gastropoda, Lepetellida, Haliotidae. The transcript has 25 exons. The record is from RefSeq and is a predicted model, not a curated record. Bases 1 to 3405 code for a protein of 1134 amino acids.
AUGCCACUCUUCGUAGUGUUGGUGUGGCAUUUGGUAGUGUUGUAUGCAAGUACUCAUUUUCCAUCCAGCUCUGCUACUCCUGUAGGAAACACUGAUCAAAUAACAUGUUCUGAUGGGUGGCUCAACUACCACAGCGGACGAGGAAGAUGCUAUUUUCUUAGCAAUACGACCAAAUCAUGGCCAGAUGCACUAUCUGACUGCCAGCAAAGAGGAGCCGAUCUGCUGAGCAUCCACAAUGCGGAAGAGAACACAUAUGUUUCAACUUCAGUUACCAGUCAAAGGGCAUGGAUUGGACUUAACGACAGACACCAAGAAGGACGUUUCAAAUGGACUGAUGGUUCUCCUUACGAGUUCUCCAGCUGGGGAAAAGAUCUCCCAGACGAUAUGCCUUCGAGCGAGGACUGCGUGGAGAUCAACUUUCAACAAUCUGGCGAGUGGAAUGACUUGAACUGCAGCUCACUGUUACAGCACAUAUGUAUCAAGGAAGGCUCUGCCAUUACGACGGUACCAGCAGCAACAUCGACAUCAACAGCAACAGCAACAUCGACAGCAAAUGCCGACCCGUGCACGAGCUACUCCACGCUUCUUGAGGGACCCCGAGAUACACAUUUGGAAACAAACAAAUCGUCGACGUUUCUCUGUGAUGACCAGCUGCAUCCUGGCUGGUACCGAUUCUCCGGGGGUGAGGUCGCCAUCUCCAGUAUCCAUAAAUACCAUUGUGGUACCAAGUCAGCAAUCUGGAUGAAUGACAAGUUCCCUUCCGUAAAGGACGGCAUAGCAGAAAAGACGUUUUGCUUCAACCAUCUUGACUUGACGCCAAAUGGAUGUUUGUGGUCAGAGCAGGUGCCUGUGAGGAACUGUCGAGGGGAGUUCAUGGUUUACCAUCUGCCUUUGGAGACCAUUCUCUGUCCCAUGGCGAUUUGUACAGAUGCGUCUAUUAAACCAUGCACUGAAUAUGAAGUAUCUGAGAGUGGAUUUCCUUCAUGUACAAAAAUACUGUGUCCUCCUGGUAAGACGUCAGCGACUGGGUUCGAGCCAUGUAAAGAUAUGUAUCCUGUAAUUACUGGACAGACGCUACUGACUGGUCCAGAAGUAACAGAUGGGUCAUACCAGCACCUAUGUACAUUUGAGUCUGCUGAUAAUUCAACUGAUGCAAGAUUCCUCGUCAUAUGGCUUUUGAACAAUGUUGUCGUUAAGACUGUGACCGCAGAUAGAGGGAACAGAACAAGCUUCUUCGACGUUGAAAUGUGGACUGGUCAUGUCAAUGAACAUCUUGAAUGCAGAGUUCAGUCCUACUACGAAAACACUUCCUCGGUGCUAAGCAAAGUGUUCAACAGCAACAGAUACUUUGGGGGAAUAAAGGUUGAACCAUCACCGCUUACUCUUCGGGAAGGAGUUGACCAAACCAUCACAGUUAUCUCCACUCUGCCAGUUAGCUGUGACAAUGCUGCACGUGACUCUUGUGAAGUUGUUCUGGAAACAGUUGCUCCAGGUUUGUACAUCGGAGGUGAAUGUGACUUAGUGUUGAGACCGUCCAGUUGGGAUGAGGGUACACACGAAUCACGACUUAACCUGAGUCUUGGAACACAAGUAGAUCCUGCUGUCAAACCGGAGAAAACUCUUUCAAUAUCAUUUGAAACAAUGUUAAACAAUGUACCAGGACUAGAAUACUGGAGCGGUAUUACCGUGCCACAAACAAAGGUACUGAACACGGAUACGCCAUUUUCUACUUGCCGUGGUUCAGGAGACCCUCAUUUCUUAGCAUCCUUCAAUCCGGGCAUUUACCAUGAACUUGGGGUCAGCUACUACAACAUGUACCACCUCGGUGACUUCAACUUUGCAAGUGACACAAGAGCCCAGCUAGCGGUGCAAGCUCGGAUGUCUCUUUAUUCAGCAGGACGUUCUAUGAUUUGUGCUAUUGCUGUGCAGAAGGGUGACGUUGUGAUCUUCAUCAAUAGCUGCCAGAGAUCCGUCCCCUCCAUCACAGCGAACAACCUUAUAACUGACAGUUCAGUACAAUUAUGUGGCAGCAACGAGUACCAGAUAACAACAAACCAGGGACACAGAAUAAGCGUCGUUACCGGACACUCCUACUACAUCGUGACAGCAACUUUCCCCCAUGGCGUUGUUCCUCUCGAGGCGUUUGAUGUAAACAACAAAACGAAAGAGGAACUUUGCAAUCCCAGCACGACAGUAAAUGGUAUGACCACGUUCAGGAGUGGUGGUAUCAUUGCAGGUUCUACUGUUGGAUAUUUUAGGGUGCAGCCAGACCAGAAUUUGUUUGAAGGCCAUCGAGUUAAAAUGGUGUCAGCCCCUGUGAACAACGAUAUCUAUUGUUCCUGUAACUCAAAACAAAAGGGAGAACAAAAUGCCUGUGGGAGAGGACAGAAAGUUAUAGAUCCAUAUAUUCAGCGAGGAUCCUGCCGACCAAUAGUUCCUACACAGAUCAAGCCAGCCUCUAAGAUAGCCAAGCCUUCCAAUGUAGAUCCCAUUCAUUACAGUCCCCCUGACCUCCAUUCGCCAACUCCAAGCGGUAUCACAGAGAAACAGGCUCAGGAUAAAUGUAGAGCAGCGAUAUCUAAAUAUACACCCGAUCAGUGUUCUUCGAUGAAAGAUGUCAACUUCGAUGCCUUCGUUCACUCUUGCGCUGAAGACGUUCUGGCAUCCGACGAUUACACGUUUAUCUCAUCCGCUGUCCAUGACUUCCAAUCUGAGUGUGAGAUAUCUAUCACCAGCAACAUAGACAACUACAACACAACCACCACUGGGGAACUCCAUAUGCCUGAUAUUCUGUCGAAGGCAUGCCCUAAUCUCUGCAGUAUGCAUGGCACAUGCGUAGAUGGCGUAUGUCACUGUGAAACUGGAAGAGAGUGGAAGGAUUGCUCGGUUAAGACAGGAGAACCCUUUAACAUAACUGGAAUCGGGCAAGGCGCCCUUUGUGAUAGAUCCAGAGAUACCAACUGCUUCAACCCUCGCCUUGUGACGUACAAUCUGGGUGAAAUCAGCACUUGUAUGGUUGAACAGGCGGGGUACCUGAAAGGUAGACCCCAAGUAGGACAUGUGAAACAGUCGGUGGAUUUUGUGAGAGAGCACGCUUCCAUUGUAGCCAGCAACCUGACGCCUAUUAUCAAGAACUUAGAAUUUGAAGCGAUGUUUUUUAAAAUAUACCUGACUGAAUCCACGACCUCCAUGAAUCCAACUGCGUCCAUCAACUACACCAUCUACGACGGCACGUGUCAAAUGUGUGAAAACUUCAUUUGCUACGAAAGGCUGGACGCUUGUACCAUCAAUGGAGGGUGUUACAAAGAUGGCCACGUUGACAGGAUUAAUGGGACGAAGAAGUAUGUGUGUGACCCUGUGACUUCACUCGACCAAUGGAAAGUUGUCGAAGUGGCUGCUGAGUAGCUACCCAGAAAGGGCGAUUCUGAUAUAAUAUAAUUCUGUGACUUCACUCGACCAAUGGAAAGUUGUCGAGGUGGCUGCUGAGUAGCUACCCAGAAAGGGCGAUUCUGAUAUAAUAUAAUUCUGUGACUUCACUCGACCAAUGGAAAGUUGUCGAGGUGGCUGCUGAGUAGCUACCCAGAAAGGGCGAUUCUGAUAUAAUAUAAUUCUGUGACUUCACUCGACCAAUGGAAAGUUGUCGAGGUGGCUGCUGAGUAGCUACCCAGAAAGGGCAAUUCUGAUAUAAUAUAAUUCUGUGACUUCACUCGACCAAUGGAAAGUUGUCGAGGUAGCUGCUGAGUAGCCCUCUGCUGAGUAGCUAAGGGCAAUUGUACUGAUAGAAUGAUACCCCCAUACACUGCCGUAAUUUUGGACAUGGAAAUAAAGCCAUGUUUUCGGAAAUAAAAGGAUUUUUAUGAA